Molecule: messenger RNA, 1332 nt
Organism: Rhodotorula toruloides NP11
Lineage: Eukaryota; Fungi; Basidiomycota; Microbotryomycetes; Sporidiobolales; Sporidiobolaceae
Product: von Willebrand factor, type A domain containing protein
Exons: 10
Coding region: 1-1332 (443 amino acids)
Source: RefSeq, a predicted model, not a curated record
AUGGGACUCGCCUCGAAACUCUCCGCUGCAGGGAUGCACACGCCCGGCUCCGCCGCCUCAGGCCCUCCCCCUCCCUCACAGCAAUUUGGCCACCCUCCCCCUCCCGCGCAGCAGAGCCCGUACGGCCAGCAGCAGCAGUACGGACAGCAGGGACCGCCCCCGGCUUACUCGCAGGGUGGCUACGCCCAACCGCCCGGCCAAGGCGGAAAGUCGCAGUACGCCCCGCCGUCCGGCGCUCCUCCUCCUCUUCCUCAAGGUCGUCCGGGCGGAGGUUCCUCCUCCUACGCCCCUCCGCCUGGCCCGCCUCCCGCUCUUCAGCCUGGGUAUCCCCAGCAACAGCAGCAACACGGCUACGGCCAGCCCCCUCAGCAACAACAGUACGGUCAGCAGCAGCAGUACGGCGGCGGAGGAGGAUACGGUCAGCCGCGUCAGCAGCAGUACGGCGCGCCUGUGGGAGCGCCUCCUCCGUCGGGCGGAGGAAGCGUCACGUUUGAGAGCAUCAUGCGGUUGCUCCAGUUCACGGUGCAGGACCAGAAAUUCCAAGCCUUCUACCCCUCACCCCAAUCGCUCGAACCCGUCGCGCACCGCAUCGUCCAGAGCGGCAUGAUCCAGCACCUCGCGCAAGCGUGGCGCCUCCCGCUCGAGAUUGCUGUCGACCUCGCCAAGCUUGCGCUAUGCGAUGUGAUCUUGUACAUCGACGACUCGGGAUCGAUGGCCUUCGAGGAAGGCGGCUCGCGCAUCGACGACGCCAAGCUCAUCAUCUCUCGCGUCGCGCAAGCCUGCUCGGCGUUCGACGACGACGGCAUCCAAGUGCGGUUCAUGAACUCUCGGAUCGAGGGCAACAACAUCCGCACAGAGCAAGAAGCCGUCGCGCUCGUCAACCAGAUCAAGUUCUCGGGUUUGACGCCGCUCGGAACGGCACUCGACUCGAAGGUCCUCCAGCCGCUCGUUCUCGGUCCCGCUCGCGCAGGCCAGCUUCACAAGCCCGUCCUUGUGAUUGCCGUCACGGAUGGCGCGCCAGGCGGAGAGGACCGCCACACGAUCGUGCGCGUGCUUGUCCAUGCGAGCAGGUUCUUGCAGCAGACGAGGUACGGCGCCGAUGCGCUGUCGGUCCAACUGGCUCAGAUUGGCAACGACAUGAAGGCCCGCGCCUUUCUCGAGGAGAUCGACUCGCACCCGGAAGUCGGCGGUCUCGUCGACUGCACCUCGAACUACGAGAACGAGGCGGACGACUUGGCGAAGCAAGGCGUCGAGCUUACGCCGGAGCUUUGGCUGAUCAAGCUGCUUUUGGGCGGUAUCGACUCUAGCUACGACAAGACCGACGAGAAGUGA